Molecule: messenger RNA, 1416 nt
Organism: Dictyostelium discoideum AX4
Lineage: Eukaryota; Evosea; Eumycetozoa; Dictyosteliales; Dictyosteliaceae
Gene: kil1
Exons: 1
Coding region: 1-1416 (471 amino acids)
Cellular component (GO): membrane
Molecular function (GO): sulfotransferase activity
Source: RefSeq, a predicted model, not a curated record
AUGUCAACAACAUCAAUGAUAUUAACUAAAAAAAAUAUAAUAAUAUUAUCAAUUAUAAUUAUAACAAUAAUUGCAUAUCAAUUUUAUAUAACAUCACCACAAUCAUUCCCAUCAUCAAAUACAAUCACAAAUACAAUAAAUACAUCUGGUAAAGGAUUAGAUUAUACAGAAUUAUUAAAUUUACAAAAAGAUUUAAAAGCGCAACAAACUGAAAUUAGAAAACAAUUAGAACAAUUAAAAUAUUCAAUUAAUGAUAUAAAUCAAAAUCAAAAUGAAAAUCAAAAUCAAAUUAACAAUGAAUAUAAUAAUAAUAAAUUAAAUGAUGAACAAGAAAAUAAUAAUAAUAAUAAUUAUAAUAAUAAUAAUAAUAAUAAUAAUAAUGAAUUAAUAAAUUAUAAAGAAAGAAUUAAAAAGAAAUCAAAAGAACAACCAAAUACAUGUAUACCAGUUGAAGGUAAAUUAUUAUGUUUACCAAAUUUUAUAGUUAUUGGUACAAUGAAGAGUGGUACAACAUUUUUAGAUUAUUAUUUACAAAAGCAUCCACAAAUCGCUCAUCAUAGUAAGAAAGAGAUUUGGUAUUUCAAUAGUUAUUAUGCAAAUGGUAUUGAAUGGUAUGCAAAACAUUUUGAACAAUAUACAAGUUUAGAGAAUCAGAAAUUAAUUGGUGAAGCAACACCAUUCUAUAUUAAUAAUCCAAAUACUGCACCACGUUUAUUUACAACCCUAAAGAAUGCCAAAUUGAUUCUACUAUUGAGAGACCCAGUGGAACGUUCCUUAUCACAAUACCAUUUCUCAAUUCAAUGGUUAAAAAGAAACAAGUCACCACCAUUGGAAUACUCUUUUGAGCAUUUAAUCCAUGAAGAAGCUGACGUAAUUGAAACUUGUAUACGUGGUCAUGAGAGAUAUAAAGAAGCAUUUAAACAAAGAAAAGAAAUUGAAAAGAAUGGCGGUGGUGGUUUACUAAAUGAUAAUACUAGUGGUGAAGAAUUCAAUUUGGUUGAUCCUUUUUACACUUUACAUUCUGAAAAGAAUUGGACAUUCUAUAAAGAUUGUAUUAGAUGUGAUAAAUGUUUCCAAAUUGGUUCAAUUCUUCAUACAAGUGGUCAUCCAACUUUUGGUAUGUUAGCAAAAUCACUCUAUUUUGAGCAAUUGGAUUAUUGGUUAAACUUUUUCCCAUUGGAACAAAUUCAUAUCAUUAGAUAUGAAGAUAUCUCUUCACAACCUGAAUCAGUUUUAAGUGAAUUAGAAGAUUUCUUAGAUAUUAAUCAUAUUGAUUAUGGUGAAUUUAAACCAAGAAAUGUUGUACAACAUGAUCCAAUGAAUCAAGAAAUUAAAUCAUAUUUAAUUAAUUAUUUUAAACAAAGUAAUGAAAAACUUUAUAAUUUAUUAAAUAGAGAUUUUAAAUGGCAAAAUUAA